Molecule: messenger RNA, 1917 nt
Organism: Brenthis ino (lesser marbled fritillary)
Lineage: Eukaryota; Metazoa; Arthropoda; Insecta; Lepidoptera; Nymphalidae
Source: the annotation of a GenBank genome assembly
AUGUCCGAAAAAAAUGGUUUCGACGAGUUACGGGUGAAAUAUAAAGAUGUGUUAUCAAAAGCUUUCGCAACAAAUAACAUCGAUCUCUUGGAUUCAUUUUCAAAAAAUGCCAAUGAAACAGAUCGAAAAGCUGCAAUGGACCAAGCAUUUAGAGAUAAGCUUUUGGAAUUACUUAUAGAAGAACCAGAUACGUUGGAAAACUAUGUCUGUUUUUGCAUAGAAUCAUGUAGACGACAAAUGGUAACACCUACUAUGCCAGUAGUUCUUCUUGGCGAUAUAUUUGACGCACUGACUUUAAAUAAAUGCGAGAAGUUAUUUACGUACGUAGAGAAUGGCGUUAAUAUUUGGCGAGAAGAACUGUUUUUCGUAGCUUGGCUAAAUAUUGUUUCUGAAUUCAAUCUAGAAAAUGUAACUGAAUUUGGAGGUGAUAAUACAAGUACUUUAAAAGAUUCUCUAGAUGAAGAGAUGGUUAUUGAUGAUGAUAAAAACAAACUGGCCAUAGACUACAAUUUAUACUGUAGAUUUUGGAGUUUACAAGACUUUUUCCGUAAUCCAAACACAUGUUAUAAUAAACUACAAUGGAAAACAUUUGUUGCUCAUUCUGGGAGUGUUCUAUCAGCAUUCUCAUCUUACAAGUUGGAAGCUGUUGAACUACAGAAAUCUAAGCUGAACAGAUUAAAACCAGUAAAUGCUAAUAUUGAAAUGCAAGAGAAUAAAGAACAACACUAUUUUGCCAAGUUUUUAACAAAUCAAAAACUUUUAGAACUGCAAUUGUCAGAUUCAAAUUUUAGGAGAUGUGUGCUCAUACAGUUCCUGAUUUUGUUCCAGUAUUUGACCUCUACUGUUAAAUUUAAGAUGGAAUCUCAAGAAUUAAAAUCGGAUCAACUAGACUGGGUAAAGGAAACUACAUCACUUAUAUACAAGUUGUUGGGUGAGACACCUCCAGAUGGAAAGCGUUUUGCAGAUUGUGUAAAAAGUAUACUCAAGAGAGAGGAACAUUGGAACAGUUGGAAAAAUGAUGGAUGCCCAGAAUUUAUGAAACCCAAACCACCAGUGCAAGUUGAAUCCACUGAUGAAGUCAGAAAAGCUAAAAAACGUCGGCGACCGGUCGGUGACAUUAUUAAGGAAUAUGAAGGACAAGAAAAAUUCUUCAUGGGAAACAAUGACUUGACAAAGUUGUGGAAUCUCUGCCCAGACAAUCUAGAAGCUUGCCGCACCAAAGAGAGGGACUUCAUGCCCUCCUUAGAGUCGUAUAUGCUGAGUGGGGGUGCGGGGGGUGGCCCGGGGGGUGCGGGGGGUGGCGCAGGGGGUGCGGGCGCGUGGGGCGGCGGCUGGGGGUGGCGCGCGCUGCGGCUGCUGGCGCGACGCUCUCCGCACUUCUUCGUGCACACCAACAACCCUAUCGGCAAACUGCCUGAUUAUUUGGAUGAUAUGGUGAAAAAAAUAAGCCGUGAAGUAGCAGCGAACGCAGCAUCGAGCAACGUCAACGGCGACUCGUCUAGCGGCAGUGACAAAGCCGUCAAACAGGAACAAGUUGAAGAAGAAAUGGCUGAAGAGCAAAUCGAAACGGAUAUUAUUAAAGAAGAAGACACAGCUGAUAUGGAACAGGUACCAGACUCAACUCACGGAGAGGAAGACGACAAGACGUCGCGGUCCCGAGUCACAAUGAUAACUCCAACUCAAUUAGACGCGCUGGCGACAAAAAUGGCCGACUGGAAAAAACUAGCCGCAAAACUCGGCUACAAACCAGAUGAAAUACAGUUCUUUGAAACCGAAAACGCAACGGAUGUAGCUAGGGCAAAGAACAUGCUGCAAUUGUGGUUUGAUGAUGAUGAAGAUGCAUCAGUGGAGAACCUUCUUUAUAUCAUGGAGGGACUGAAGAUGACGGAGGCCUGUGACACACUGCGUAGCGUUAAA